Molecule: messenger RNA, 492 nt
Organism: Telopea speciosissima
Lineage: Eukaryota; Viridiplantae; Streptophyta; Magnoliopsida; Proteales; Proteaceae
Exons: 2
Coding region: 1-414 (137 amino acids)
Source: RefSeq, a predicted model, not a curated record
AUGGUGCAGGAUGAGAGGCAAGUAUCUCCACCACCGCAUCCACUACUGCAUUCCGAGAGCACUCGUCCUACUAGUACUACUGCUGCUGCCUCUCAUGGAAUUGAAGUGGAUAUAGAGUUUAAGGCAGUUGAACACCCAAUUGAGCCUCUGGACAAUGAUCAACCAGUAAAAUGCCCCUUACCAGAACCUUCCAUUCUCAAUGAUUCAAGAAUAUGGAAGGAACAGAGGCCAGCAAAUACACAAAGGAGGGCUGACUUGCCAGUUAUGAAGGAAGGGGUGAGCCUUGAAUCUGAAGCUGGUGGAACAAAUCAAUGUCCUUCCUCAUCCAAUUGCACAAUUUUACCUUCCCUUAUUAGUGCACCAGAGGAUAAUAUCAUCAUUCUAAUGGAAGAAUGUAAUGCAUCUGUGGUCUAAAAUUACUGUUACUGGCUGGUCAUCUUUGAGAUUUGUUUUCAUUAUCAUCUUAUUAAGAAGUGCUUCCAUGCAUUUUUC